Messenger RNA from Eurypyga helias (sunbittern), 363 nucleotides. RefSeq names its product RNA-binding protein Musashi homolog 2-like. The annotation marks the transcript as partial. Gene Ontology annotation, molecular function: RNA binding. Gene Ontology annotation, cellular component: cytoplasm. The record is from RefSeq and is a predicted model, not a curated record. The transcript has 5 exons. Lineage: Eukaryota; Metazoa; Chordata; Aves; Eurypygiformes; Eurypygidae.
GUAGAGGACGCCAUGCUUAUGUUUGACAAGACGACCAACAGGCAUAGAGGAUUUGGCUUUGUAACUUUUGAAAACGAAGACGUGGUGGAAAAAGUCUGUGAAAUUCAUUUCCACGAAAUCAAUAAUAAAAUGGUAGAAUGUAAGAAAGCACAACCUAAAGAAGUGAUGUUUCCACCAGGGACGAGAGGAAGGGCACGUGGAUUACCGUAUACCAUGGACGCUUUUAUGCUAGGGAUGGGAAUGUUGGGUUACCCGAAUUUUGUUGCAACAUAUGGCCGAGGAUAUCCUGGAUUUGCCCCCAGCUACAGCUAUCAGUUCCCAGACUAUUUGCCGAUUUCACAAGACAUAAUUUUUAUCAACUAG